This is a messenger RNA of Aspergillus uvarum CBS 121591, 1226 nucleotides long. RefSeq lists its product as uncharacterized. The coding region runs from base 333 to 1181 and encodes 282 amino acids. Gene Ontology annotation, cellular component: membrane. The transcript is spliced from 2 exons. Lineage: Eukaryota; Fungi; Ascomycota; Eurotiomycetes; Eurotiales; Aspergillaceae. The record is from RefSeq and is a predicted model, not a curated record.
UCAGGGCCGAACUCGGCCGCCCUCCGCAGAAGCUUAGGCUUUAGCAGCACGAGUUUAAUAAAGACAGUCGAACAACUAAACUAAGGAAAGGAAAGGACUCCGACUCUCCACGCAAUGGGGAGCUCCUAAUAAAAUCUCUGUUAUUCGGGCUAUAGGCAGAUAGUUCGUCGAGUCCUCAAGCUGAAGUAUUGGUCUUUUCCUGGCGCAAACACCUACCUACCUGCCUAUACGUUGUUUCCUUCACAACGCACACUGUGGGGGUAGAGGGUCUACAGAGCAGCUUCAACAAAGCCCUAAUAAAAACAGACAGGCCAGUUGCAAGGAGAUCAUCCAUGAUGCCCCGACUCCGGAACCGGUCCCUCUACGACCUCCUGGGCGUCAACCCCGCCCUCGACCACAAGCACGUCUACGAGACAUCGUGGCUGUUGCCCCCGCUGGCGCUGGCCUGCCUGCGCGGGCUGAUCGCCCUAUACAUCUUCACCACGAUCUUCACCAUCUGGGGCUGGUACGGCACGCACGGGGAGCGCUACGCGAUCGGCGAGAGCUUCAGCUACUUCACCUGGCUGACCUACUGGGGCAUCGGGUUCUACAUGCUCACGGCCGCCAUCCACACCACCUGCUAUGGCCUGACGGGUCGCUCGGUGCUCUUCGACUGCUGGCCGCGGGGCCUGCGCGCCCUCCACGCGCUCUUCUACACCACCAUCACCACCUACCCCUUCCUCGUCACCGUCGUCUUCUGGGGCAUCCUCUACUCCCCGCCGUGGUAUACCACUGUCGAGCCAGCUUGGCAGAACAUCUCCCAACACGGCCUCAACUCUCUCUACGCCCUGCUGGAGAUCCUCCUCGCCACCACUAACCCCCACGCGUUCCUCAGCUUGGCCGUCCUCAUCUUCAUCCUCCUGCUCUACGUCGCCUUGGCCUACCUCACCUACCACACCGAGGGCUUCUACACCUACAGUUUCCUGGACCCGGGCGCCCACGGCCAGCACAGCGGCAAGGUCACCGGCUACUGCUUCGCCAUCCUCGCGGCGAUCCUCGUGUUCUUUUUCCUCUCGUGGGGCGCCAUCUGGUUGCGCCGUCGGUUAACGCAUGGGAAGGUGAAGCGGUCGGUGCGCGACUCGGGAAAGUCGGUGGAGGAGGAGCAGUCCGAGGUGGUCGAGGUUUCUACUUUGCAGGUUUGAGGACAGAUCACGGCUGGGAUAGCUAUGGUAAGGGGGUAGAUGUAG